Acanthaster planci (crown-of-thorns starfish) is the source of this 7979-nucleotide messenger RNA. RefSeq names its product importin 9 (gene ipo9). The record is from RefSeq and is a predicted model, not a curated record. Gene Ontology annotation, molecular function: small GTPase binding. Lineage: Eukaryota; Metazoa; Echinodermata; Asteroidea; Valvatida; Acanthasteridae. Gene Ontology annotation, biological process: protein import into nucleus. Gene Ontology annotation, cellular component: nuclear envelope; cytosol.
GCCGUGUGUCGCAUGCAUUGAAGUGGAGGUGACGAAAUUGAGUUUUUGACAGUGGUGCUGACUUCCACUUCAAAAUCUUGAGGAAACGGUUUUCAAGAUCUCGUACUCAGUGUCAAGAUGGCAGGAUUUGAUGGAGGUGAUGUGAGCCGUUCAUUGCGAGAUGCAAUAUGUGAUAGCCUGACAGCAAUUCUUUCCCCGCAGCAAGAUGUAAGGAACAUGGGCGAGGAACAACUCAAAGUUCUGGAGGUCACAGAGGAGUUUGGAGUUCACCUUGCUCAGCUGACCCUUGACCCAAAUGGAGCCUUAGCUAUCAGACAGCUUGCUUCUCUGAUCUUGAAGCAGUAUGUAGAAGCUCAUUGGAGUACACUCUCCGAGAAGUUUCGCCCACCUGUUACAACAGAUGAGGCCAAGGCCGAAAUCCGCAAAAUGCUCCCCAUGGGACUGCGAGAGUCCAUCAGCAAAGUGCGUUCUAGUAUAGCUUACGCUAUCUCAGCCAUCGCUUCGUCUGAUUGGCCAGAGGCUUGGCCUGAGCUGCUUCCAGAACUAAUGCACUUGAUAACAAGUGGUAACAAUGAUGCUGUGCAUGGAGCUAUGAGAGUGCUUACAGAAUUCACACGAGAUGUAUCAGACAUGCAGAUGCCACAUGUAGCUCCAGUUAUCCUUCCUGAGAUGUACCGCAUCUUUGUACAAGCCGAUGUAUACGGCAUACGCACUCGCAGCAGAGCUGUAGAAAUAUUUAACGAGUGUGCUAAUUUGAUUUACAAUAUCAUGAGUUUAGGUGACACUACGAAGAAUGCAGCCAAGAACCUAUUGUUUCCCAUCCUUCCUAAGUUUACGGAGGCAUUUAUGCAAGCCCUCCCUGUCCCAUACGGAGAGACAUCUGACUGUGGUCUGAAAAUGGAAGUCAUUAAGGCUCUGACUACACUCAUUAAGUUUUUCCCGAGUUACAUGAACAAGUGGAUGGGACAGAUUCUCCCCAGUAUAUGGACCACGCUCACAGAGUGUGCCAGUAUCUACGUAGCAACAUGUGUCAAUGACUCCGAAGAAAUUGACAACCCUGUGGACUCAGACGGAGAGGUGUUAGGUUUUGAAAACCUAAUCUUCAAGAUAUUUGAAUUCUUCACGGCGAUGAUAGAAACUUCCAAAUUCCGCAGCUUGGUGAAAAAGAACUGUGGUCAACUGAUGUAUUUACUGGUCAUGUACAUGGAGAUUACAGAAGAACAGGUGAAACAAUGGACUGACAAUCCUAACCAAUUUGUAGUAGAUGAAGAUGAUGAUUCUUAUUCAUUCAGUGUGCGCAUUGCUGCACAAGAACUUCUCUUGGCCCUGGCUGCUGAGUUUCAGCAAGAGAGUGCAGUAGGCAUUGUACAAGCCGUCCUCAAACAUCUACAUGAUACAGAGCAGAGUAUGAACACACCAGCUGGAGCUAACUGGUGGAAGAUCCAUGAGUCCUGUAUGUUAUCGUUAGGUUCCAUUCAGUCACUGAUCAUCGACAAGACAUCCAGUGGAAAACUGACUUUUGAUAUGAACUGGUUCCUAACCAAUAUUGUGCUUGGUGACCUCAACAAACCAGUUUCACCGUUUUUACUGGGACGAGCUCUGUGGGCAGCAAGUAGAUUUUCACUCGCCAUGACUCCAGAAUUAAUACAAAGGUUUUUAGUAUUCACGGUCAAGGGUUUGGAAGCAACACAACCGCCAGCCAUCAGGAUAUCAGCUGUUAGGGCCAUCUAUGGCUUCUCUGACCAUCUCAAGACUUCUGGAAACACUCAGAUCAUUGUUCCCUAUCUGCCAGAGAUAAUGGAGGGACUUAUCCAGCUAGCCACACAGUUCACUAACGAUAUCCUAUCCCUCGUACUAGAAACUAUUUCCAUUGUACUUACGAUAGACGACACUUUUACAGUCCAAUGUGAAAGCAAGGUAGCACCCCUUACAAUUGCUCUGUUUUUAAAAUAUAGUCAAGAUCCUGCCAUCACACCUCUUGUGGAAGAAAUUUUCAGUGAGCUUUGCCGUAGACAUGGUUGUCAGGAUUCAUUACAUGCCAGACUUCUGCCAACAUUAGUCAGCAUUCUGGUAGCGCCGGCAGAGAAAGUCCCCAUGGGGCUACAGUCAACGGCCUUGGAUAUUUUGUGUGUUAUCAUCCGGAAUAGCUCUGUACCGCUAUCUAAUGCACUCAUCAACAAUGCAUUCCAAGCUAUGGCUCACUGCACCUUGAAGACAGAUGAUAAUGCAACAAUGCAGAGUGGGGGAGAAUGCCUUCGUGCCUACGUUGCAGUGGCUUAUGAUCAAGUCGCUUCUUGGCAAGAUGCAGAAGGUCGUUCUGGCUUGCAGUAUGCCAUCGAUAUAGUCACUAGGCUUCUCAAUCCUUCAACCUCAGAGUUCACAGCAGCCUUCGUUGGUCGUCUUGUAGCUAUACUCAUCACCAAAGCAGGCAGUGCACUGGGGAAUAACUCAGAUAUGAUCCUACGAGGUGUGCUGAGUAAGAUGCAACAAGCAGACACCCAGAGUGUCACCCAGUCUCUUCUGAUGGUCUUUGCUCAUCUCAUGCACAGCUGCAUGGAAGACGUCCUAGAGUUUCUCAGUAAUGUGCCUGGGCCCACAGGCAAACCAGCCCUGGAGUUUGUCCUAACGGACUGGGUAACAAGGCAAAAUAUGUUCUAUGGAGCCUACGACAACAAAGUCAGUAUAACCGCCUUAAGUAAGCUCCUUCAACACAUGAUAAACAAACAAGACCAUCGACUGGAAGGUAUUAUCGUCAAGGGAGAUCAGAUCUUCAAUAUGGAUGAGGGGAUUCGAACCAGGUCCAAAGCUGCUCAAGCUCCAGAACAAUGGACAAGCAUUCCACUGCAAGUCAAGAUUUACAAGUUGUUGCUGGGUGAGUUAUUGAAUGUCAUGGAGAACAACGUGUCACAGCAAGCAUCGGCUGGUGGGGAAGAUCUAGAGGAUGAUGGCUGGGAGGAUGCUGAAGAUGAAGAUGAGUAUAAUGAAGAAGAAGAUGGCGAUGAAGGAAUACCGAGUGAACAUGGGUUGCUGGCUCAGCUGUCUGAUUACUCAUCGGGACUGAUUUAUCCUGGGUUGCAUGAUCUCGCUGGGGAUGAGGUUGAUGAGGAAGAGGACGAUCCUGAUGCCCUCAAUGAUCCUAUCUACCAGCUCGAUUUACAGGCUUACCUGACUGAUUUUAUGCAACAGUUAUCCCAUCAGCCAUGCCAUUCUUUCUUUACACCCCACCUCAACUUCAGCGAAAGGCAGUUAUUAUCAAACAUUGGUGUAACCGUCUGAACCGGAUGAGAGGUUGUCACCAACAGUGAUAUUUUUCUUGCAACUAAAAAGUGAAGUUUGUCUUCAAAACGAGCGUUAACUUCAGACACUUAACGGUUGAUUCUUGAUGAGCGGCAUGCACAAUUAGUCUAUUCGCUUGUUGCUUGGCUACAAAUAUAAUGUCUCACAAGAUAAUCUGCGAGUGGAGUUCAGGUCAUUGUUUGCCAGUGUCAUUAUUUUUGAUUUUAGAGUGGUAAAACUGAUCUGAGAUCAGAUUUGCUGUAGCUAUUUUUCAUCCUUGACUUUUUGUCAAAAAGACCAUUGCAACUGAAAAAUGUCAUUGGGUCUUUGUUGGCAAUGUCAGUACAAGCUCAGCAGUGAGUUUGUUUUAAAAAAUCUCCAUGGUUUCAUAAAUUUAUUAUUGUUUCUGUUGUUUCUACCAUAUUGUUCACAUGUUCUUCCACGGUUUUUUAGAAGAUAACAUUAGUUCUUGGAUAACAGUUUACACUUGCAAAACUGAACAGAAUGACUUGAUUGUACAGUGUUGAGUCCUGGAAGGUGAGAAAGAUGGAUUUAUAUUCUAAGAACGUCAGUUGGAUGUUAAGGCAUUGUUGCUUCACCAAGUAUACAAUUAUAUGAUUAUAUUGGUAUGAUAAUAUUAAAGUUUUAUUUAAAGUUGCUCUCUGUGCUUUGGGCAUCAAAAGAGAUAGUCUGUGGUGCCAAAAAAAGAAAAAAAACGGGGAAACAUACAACGAAACUUGAGUGCAUUGGUUCACUGUAAAUUUUGUACAUUUGCCAAAUAGGAAUUGGAAACAUAAUUUGCCUUCGUAGUCAAGGGAUUUAUUCUAUUGUACAGUAAUGUUCUGAAAGGUGUCUUUUCCAUUGCAGUCUUCAAAUUUGGCAUCUGUUUUGAAGGUAUUAUUUACACAUAGCAGCACUGUUUUCAAAAUUCUGAAUUUUGAGAGUUUGCUGUGUGCAUUACAAGCAGCGUAUUAAAAGGACUACUUACAGGAACAAGAACACAAAGUUCUUCGAGAUUAUUGGAGACUAUCCUCCAAAAGUUACACUACAAAGUUUUCAGUUUUAGGUAGGAUGAUGAGUUGGGCAGAGUUUGUGCUCAGGUGGACAUCAUUCCUGAUUUCAGAUAAUGUAUCCGUGUGAUAUGAAUAUCAUUCUUUAGUGAAAUGCUCAUCCUUUUGACAGCAGCUAUGUACAAGUAAAGAAAAUGUAACUCUUGAAAAUGGGGAACACCUUAAUUGAUACAAGUAGUUCAACUUUUUAAUCAAUCCUCUUAUUUUUGAAUGUCUGAACGGUUUGUGGAUUCCAGGAGUGUCUUGCAAAAAGGCAGCCAAACUGCUAACGUAUACAGUGAAAGCUUGAUACUUGCUGUUAAUCUUGAAAUACUAACAGCUUUUCAAAGAUGAACUUUUGUGGACGCCUGUAUUCAGAUGCGGAAAUUGUAAUGUGGAUGUUUUGGUGAAAUCUCUUUCUUGUCCUUGUAUUGAAGGUGAAUAUCUUUGGCAAAACAAUGAAGGUGCAUUCACUGUAAGGCCAGGAAUACUCAUUAACAAAGCUACAAUUGUAACAAAAAGUUAUUUUCGUUGUAUCUUUGGCAGACUUCACUUUUAUUCGGUAUUACUGAAGAAACGCAGCUGCUGUGUUGUGUGUGCAUUCUAUAUGUACAAAUGACUAGACCUCUACUAGAUUUCCCGAAUUAAUAGUGACAUUUUUGAUACCAUUCAAAAAACGUGCUGUUAAAUUUUCAUCGCUUGUUUUUGCUUAAUACUGGAAAAAGCUGAUAUGGGAAUUAUCUCUUGAGCAUGUGUAUACAGGAUUUCUGGGUUUUUAAGUAAAAUAUUCUUCAAGAAUGUCGGUAAUACUGACUGGAUUCAUCUUCAUCAGGUUCUGGCAGAAAUGCCACAAGAGGGUAUACAGACACACAUUUCCUUUCUAUGUCUAAAUCAGCUAGGAACCAGCUACACACAGUGUACAUCAUAUUGCAUGUUGGUUGGUAACCUCCAGUUGCUAAGCAACAAUUUCCUGUGGGUUUCAUACCAACCUCAUUACAUUGGUCUGGGUGAGACUGUUAAAUUCUGGAAUGUAAAAAUAUCCAUAAAGUUCCCUUAAAGGGUUGUAAAUAAACUGAUUUUCAUGUCUGGCCUUAAACAGUUGCUCUAAUACAAUUCCAAGUGACUCAAAAAGUUACUGAAGCCUUACGAUUCUAAAUAAAUGCAUUGAAUGACUACAUUUAGAAGAACUUUCUUGUUUUUAGAAAAAGAACUCCUUAGGGAACUUGACUUUAGCAAGCUGGUUGCACUCUGAUUGAAUAACAGGGUCUUUAUAAACAGUCAAUAUUUUCCAUGGACAGCAGCUACAGUGUACUUUUCUGCUGACCUUUCCUUCAUUUACAUGUAUUUUGAUGUGCCAAGAUUUCCCUUGUGUAAACUCCCAUAUUAUGUAGCUUCACACAUUGUUUCAUCACAAAAACCUUUUGUCACUAUUCAAUGCCAGCUUCAUGAAGUGUACAUGUGCCUCUAAAAUGUGAAUAGCGUGUGUAUUGACACCUUUUUGUACAUGUACAAAAUGCAAACUGAUAACCCUGAAUGUGAUUAUUUGUACUUCAUAAAUGUUUACUGCAAUUACUGGUCGACUGAACUCAGAAAUCUGCAUAAAACAAUGGAUAAGCAAUCAUCUUCAUAAUGCUAUAGAUGUGUCGGGAUGUGGCACCGACUGACCAUCAAGUAAUAAAAUCCAAGCAAUUAAAAACAAUUAUUUUAACUGAUCUUGUACUUUUUGUUUGUUGUGGGGCCUUUCAAAGACUUUAAGAAAUAAUGGAACUACAAAUUUAUGAAAAACUGAACUUUAAAAAGUUUAUUGCAAACUUCAAGAACUUACAAGUUAUGAAACAUGGAAACUGCAUGUACUAUAUAUACAUGUUGGACAUGAACUUAUGUCGGGUUUUAAAUAAACACAAUGACAGGUUUUCAUAAGAUUUUACAAUAGAAGGAACAUGAAAUAUCACAAAUGCCUUUAAGCACAGCAAAUGGCACUGUUGCACUAACAUUUGCAUUUACAGUAGAAGACGCUUUCAUAUAAAAACCAAAUCUCCUGAAUACAAAUAUUAUAACAUAAUUUGAUAACUUUGGCUGAUAAUGAUUUUACAAGAUUUAUUAUUUAUUUUAGGUUCAAAGAUUUUAACAAAUGACAGUAGUUGUAUCAAUGGGACAGCUGGCAAUAUGGGAAUUCAGGGCCAUCUGAAUUAACAUUUCUCUGAAGUCUCCAACACGAAUCCACACCACAGCAAUUUCUGCUUGGAUCUGAUUUCUACAUCAAUUUUUAAUGACAUAGCUCGGAAUGUAAGGUUCUGUCAUCUCUAAGGAUACAAUGAAAUGAAUUUGUAAUUAAUGUUUGUUACACAAGGGACUACCAAGCAGCCUUCACAAAGGAUAAAAGCCAUGUAUAGUUCAAGGUAAGGAAGACUAUUGCCAAACUGUACCAGUGCUCAGGAAUGAUUAAAGUGGCCCAGAAUGUCUUUAACAACACAUAAGAUUUCUAGUCAAGUUUCCCAUUUCAGUUAUGCAGUCUGUGAAGUGAACAGUGACACAAAUAUCCAUGUGUCUUAGCCUGUACAUCCUGGUACUUGUGAUCACAUUUAUGAAAUAACUUCUGACUUGACAUGCAGCUGCUUCAGUGUGACUAUGAAAACUAUACAAUUACACAUGACAGCUAACUUGACUCAGAGUAUUCCAGACCUCGAGAUUUCACAGUUUUACCCCACUGAUCUCCAGGCAAACAUGUCAAAGUUUCAAAUGAACAAAAUGAAGUAAUUUACACCAAAAUGUUCAUGACAUUUUGCAGGUUAACUAACUGCUGGGGUUAAAGGUUACAGACAUUAUCCCAUUCAUCUCUAAGCAAACAUGUCAAAAGUUUCUAAUAAACAAAAUGGAGUAAUUUACACCAAGAAUUCAAGACACUUUUCAUGUUGACUAACCACUGGGGUUAAAGUUUAAAACUCCCAGAUAGAUAUAACUGGUAUGUAAUAUUACAGGUGCUGAAUGAUUGCAGAGGGAAAAACAUCAUCUUUGAUUCCCAACUAUGCUUUAAAAAAAUCACGUAUCAAAGAGAUACAAAUUACAUUUUUGCAAAACCAGCUGGCAACAUUAAACCAACAUCCAACUACACAAGAAGAUAACAAACAUCAAUAAAAUAUAUACAAACACCAUCUAUACAAAACACCAUGUUUGAAAAUGCGUCACCUAAAACCUUGGAACUUCUGUACACAAACAAUAACCUCUAAGUACGUAUUAAUGACAAAACAUAAAUGGUAACAAGUCCUCAAAAAUAAACUUGCCAAACAAGUUACAUCAGGUCAUAUUUUACACAACCAGUAAGAGCCUAACUAUGCACUGAACAGACUAGCGGUGCAGACAAGGGUUACCAAGCAAAAUAUAAAUAUCUACUCCGACUUUGUGGUAGUCAGUUGAUUUCAAACUGAAUAAAUUUGCUAAAAUGCAUCUCUUGAUCUAGCAGCUUUAUGAAGAUGCCCAGAUUGACAUAUUCAGCAAAUUAUAAUUAGAAGACACAGGAGCACAGUAAACAAACAUGCCUGAUGCUCCCCCCCCCCAUCUCCUAUUACUGAUCUUCCAAUAUCAUCCCAUGAGAGAAAACUCUCCAUAUCUCCCCUUAUUCAACAAGAAAAAUGUGGACACAUGUAAGUCACUUUU